Molecule: messenger RNA, 1143 nt
Organism: Phycomyces blakesleeanus NRRL 1555(-)
Lineage: Eukaryota; Fungi; Mucoromycota; Mucoromycetes; Mucorales; Phycomycetaceae
Exons: 7
Coding region: 1-1143 (380 amino acids)
Source: RefSeq, a predicted model, not a curated record
AUGGUCUCAUUUACAGUAUACACGGAGGAAAAUUCCGGAAGAAAGAUUAAACGUUGCACCUCAUAUCAUGUCCAAAGCAUCCUGACAUUCAUUGGUGUUAAACACUCUCAUUGCCAGCAGACCAUGGAUCUAAUUGCAAAGGACAAUCUCUUCUCGGACACCGAGCCAUUCAGCCUGACUAGCUUUCUGAGCCGAAUUCAAGGAUUACUGGUUAGAAUGAACUACAGUAAUCCACGCACAGAUCUUCAAGUAGCCUGGCAUAUUAUGAACAAACAGGCAUCUGUUUGUAUUUUAUUGGGCGGAACUUCAGGGUGCGGAAAGUCUACACUUGCUAGCUUAUUGGCCCACAGAAUAGGAAUUACGACCGUAUUAUCCACAGACCAUGUUCGAUCUCUUUUACGCAGCUUUGAUCCACAAAAAAAUACCCGGUUAUUGUGGGCAUCGUCUUAUCAUGCUGGAGAACCUGCAAUGAAAGAGAUUGAUGAAAACCACAAGAAAUCUAUCGUAGACGGAUAUGAGGCCCAGAAUUUACUCUUGCUUGAUACAUUAGAUAAAACAAUUGCAGGUUACAAUAAACGCAACGAGUGCCUAGUAAUUGAGGGUGUAGGACUGUCUGUCGAAAGUAUGCGAGUAUUGGCCAAGAAACACCCAAAUUGCAUUCCUGUACUUAUAUAUAUCAGUAAUGAGCAAAAGCAUGCUGAGAGGUUUGCAAUUAGAGCAAAAUACAUGACAAUGGCACCUCAAUCAAACAAGUACAUCAAUUAUUUUGGAAACAUUCGUCUCAUACAACAACAUCUCUGCCAGCACGCUGAUCGUUGGAUGAUCCCGAAGAUCAACAACACAAAUGUAGAUAAAAGUCUGGCAAUUCUCCAUACAACAGUGGUUAAUGUUCUAUCUCGUAUGGAACGCAAAGGGCUGGCCUCUUUGAUGAACAUGGAAACCGGAAAAUUUCCUGUUCUGUUUGAAGAAUAUUCAAAAGUGUAUGAAGCCGCAUGGAGUUCUAAACAGAUGCUACGCAAGAUUCGUCUAAAUUCCAAGGAUCCUGUUACUAAGAAACCCCGUUUACUCGUUUCUUCGCACCUCCUGGACUUUAAUGAUCUUAACCAUCUAGAUGAUAUUGCCUGGGGUAGUCUGGCAUCAUAG